Patella vulgata (common limpet) is the source of this 5825-nucleotide messenger RNA. RefSeq names its product autophagy-related protein 13. Gene Ontology annotation, cellular component: Atg1/ULK1 kinase complex; phagophore assembly site; extrinsic component of membrane. Bases 231 to 1625 code for a protein of 464 amino acids. The transcript is spliced from 5 exons. Gene Ontology annotation, biological process: piecemeal microautophagy of the nucleus; autophagosome assembly; mitophagy. The record is from RefSeq and is a predicted model, not a curated record. Lineage: Eukaryota; Metazoa; Mollusca; Gastropoda; Patellidae.
GGAAGUUUUUUUCCUGUAAAUCUGGAAAGGGGUCAAUUAAGCAUAUUUCGGGGAUUUUCAUGAAUAUUUCCAUAGCACUGAAGCAUAGAUUAAUAUCCCAUUGUCGAAUAUGUAUGCUGAAACGUGUUUUUGGUAUCUGAAAGACUGUCAAGUGGACAGUGUAUUAUUGAAAGCGUAAAUUGUAAAUCUAAUGCGUGGAACCAUUUUUGUGAAACGUAAACAAAACAAAUAUGGCGUCCACGUCGGGACGACUGUCUGCCCAAGAUAGAAAGGAUUUAGAGAAGUUUACCAAUUUCUUCGUCCUUAAAAGUCUGCAGAUUAUUGUUCAGUCUAGACUCGGAGAAAAGAUUAAAACAAAAUCAAAACCUGUAUCAUCAGGAGCAGAUUGGUUUAAUCUUGCAAUAAAGGAUACUCCAGAGGUUCACAUUGAGGCCAAAAAAGUUAUUGCUGGUCAGCAGUCAAUGCUUGCACAAAAUGUGUGUACAGAAAUAUCAUUACGGACAACAGAAGGAGAGACAAUGGUCCUGGAAACAUGGUACACCGACUUCGAUUCAGAGGAAAUUGACUCAUCAGUAAAAGUGUCUUAUGGUGUUUACAAUCGUAUGGGCAUUGCGUUAAAAUCAUUGUUCGGCGUAUCUCGAGUUCCGCCUGCAUACAGACUAGCUCGUAAACAAAGCAUAAAUGGAAGCGAUUAUGUUAUUUGUUACAGAUUUUAUCUUGGUGAACCCCAGUUUUUCCAGCUCGGCGAUGGAUACCAAAAAUCCACCGUCGGGGUUGUGCCGACUCCAGUGGGGAAAAUAACCUUGAACUUAGCAUAUAGAACUAAAUUAUUAAUGUCUCCACAUAGGACGACACGUGAUCUACCAUUUGAAGUGAAAGACGACCAUUUUAAAAGUGAAUGCAGUCCUAGGAAACAGACAGAACCAAAACCUUGCAGUCUAGGUUUUAGAAGGGCUAGUAUAUCUGAUGAUUGUCGACUAGAUAGUCAAGAUUUAUGUUCAACCACAUUCUCUACAAGUCCUCCAGACUAUGCGUAUAUUACUGCUGCGAGUAGCUAUAAAACACCUGCUAUAAAUAUAGGUACAGGCACCAAACAACAGUUACCUCCCAUAGACCAAAGGCCACAAAGUGCACCAGAGAAAUCAAACAGUUUUACUACUUUACAUCGUGUAGGAGCCUUCGCCCAACCAAAGAGUUUAAAAGAUAUUCCACUUAAAGGUCUGGAAGAAAUUCCCUUUUUGAGCCUCUUGAACAACCAGACUGUGAAGACGGACACAACACCAGUGAAGGAUAAUCCAGAGACAUGCUCUAGUAGUGGAGAGAACAUGGAAACGGCCAAUAGUUCGACUGGUAGCGAGUUAAAUAAGAGUACCAGUAGUCAGACAUCAGCACCAGACGAUUUUGUUAUGGUGGAACUGAAAACGCCCUUUGCUGGAGUUGAUUCGAACAAUGAUUUAGGAAGAUUUUAUCGAGACUGUCAGGGGGCGCUAUCGCAAUCCAUGUUUGAAGAGGGGACUACUCUAAAUGAUACUUUAGAUCAAGUUACGACACAGCUGGCAAUGUUUGAGACCAAGAUGAAGGAUUUUGAUGAUUUUGUUGGAUCAUUUCAUGAACUUGAUCAAUAAUAUGAAUUCAUAUUAUUAGACUUGAUUUAAAACUAAAUAGAAUUCCACAGUCUUGCUUUGGCUUUGGUAUGAAUGAAAAGUCUUUUUUUAAAGACCAAAAUACCCCCCCCCCCCUUUGAUUCUCAGAGUAAGAUUUUAUGUAAUAUUACUUACGGUACAUGUAUUUAAAAAGUUUAUACAUAAGUAAAGGAUAAAAUGGGAUUCAUUUUACUGAAAGUGUCAAUUUAUGAAAAAUUCUGACACUGCAGUUUUAAUCUUCUGAACAAAAGACAGAUGAUUCAGACAUUAGGCCCACAGCUGUGUGUUUUUACAUUCAAUAUAAACUUACUGUUGGUUGAAACAAUGAAGCUAAGUCUUUUCUAAGUCAGCUUUGUAGAAAUGUCAUUAGAUGUGAUCAAUUCUAUGUUAGCCUUACAGAAGAGAAAUUCUAGUUCUCAGACUGUUCAGAAAAAAAGACAGAGGUUUUUAUUUGUUAAUGUUGUUAAAGUGGCUAAUUAAACAUAUCACAUUUCAUGGCUCUAUAUUGGUCUCGUAUCAUUUGUUUAUUCAUACAGGAAUGACUAAUUCUUGUGUUACAUAUUUGAACUUGACUCGUUACUACACAAGUUUAUUUACAAGUUCAAUUGUUGUCUUGGUCUACAGACAGCAGCUCAGAUUCUCUAGUUAUAUAAUGUGAAUGCUGAACCUUCCAUCUCUCAUCUCCAUUGUGUAUAAUUUCAGUCAUUAUCUCAGAAUCUGAGAACCAGUCUUUUUUUGUUAUAUGACCUUAUUUGCAUGGCUGUUGUAGAUUUAAGAAUACUUAAAGUACAGAGAGAUUGGUUCCUAAUGCCUGUGCUUAGUCAUUCUCAUUUAUCCAACAUAUUCCUAUGCUUAGUCAUUCUCAUUUAUCCAACAUGUUUGCUAUUAAUAAUGUGAAAAUGGCUACGGACAGAGUAUAUUGUUCUCCAAUUAAUUGAUACUAAUAAAGGGGAUUGAGAAUUAUAAUCAAUAAAAUAAACUUUUUAAAAACUACUUAAUAGAUGCCAGUGUUACAUAGGGAAAAAUAAUUAUGGUCUUAUGUACAGAAAUAAUGCAUCUAAAAUGUAAAAUGUGCCAUACUUUUAUUCCCACAUAUUAGAUGGGGUUGUUGUUUUCAGGGGUCAGUAUCAUGAAAAGUUAUACUUUAUGUGACAGUAUUAUAACUUUUCUAUGAAAUGAGAAACAAAACUGGCCCAAUAACCAAAAUUUUUGUCAUGUAUGUGCUUUGUACAUUAUUUUAUGUACAUUUAUAGCUGAUGUUACUUGAUGUUAACAUAAUGUUAUUACAGUUAUAUAUGUUUUAUUCUGCUGCAUCAUGGUGAAAAAUAUAAUAUCCGAUACCUUAAUUAAACUGUGGUCAACUCUUACUAUGUUAUUUAAUAUUUGAUCGUCAGUAAUUGUAUAAUAAUUCUGACUUUGCUUUCCAUCAAAGUGAGCAUUUAUAUAGUAUCUGCUUUAGUGAAGACUUGAUGAUAAAGAUGACAUGUAAAUGUAAUAGCUUUAUUGCAGGGCUCUCAUUCUAGUUAUUUUUGCCAGUCUUGAUCGGCCUACAGUGACAUUUACUGCCUGGAGAACUUAUUGUCAGUCAGUUUUAUAUGCCAUGAAAUUAGAAUUCCAAAGGAUUGGACUUUGAAACAAAAUAAAUACAGUUAAAUUUGUAGUUUUCAUGAGUAAAACACUUACAAAUGUAUAUCAAAAUUGAGAUUGUGCUAAAAAAAAAAUGUCACCUUUUUGGGAAAAUGUCAAAAGUGGACUGGAUGAAAGAAAUUGAAGUGAAAGCCGUAUUUUAUUGCUUAGUGCAGUGCUGUGAUUUAUGAUAAAAAAAAAUUGGUAUAUGUAGUUUUUUUUUUUUAAGACAAACAUUUUUCUUUUACAUUAGGUAUAUAAGUGUUUCUAAAUAUUAAGCUGCUUAAGAUUUAUUGGUAUAUUAUAGAUAAGGUUGUAUUAAAGUUAUUGAUCUUCAUUUGAGGUAUUUUGAUUUUCUGGCAAAUUACAAUAUUAUCAAAGUUGAAUCUCUUUAAAGAAUAUCAAUCUAAAAAAACGGUUCAAUUACAUUCCGUAUUUACCAAGAUAUGACAAAAUGAAGUUUUGCAGCCUUCUGCAUUCUAAGUACAGGUAAAAACUUUUGAUGUCAACUUUUAAUCGAAAUCAAGAGAUUAUUUACUAUUGAUAUUUUGGCUUUGUUCUCUUAGAUAAAUGUUAAAUGAUCAUUUUGGCAUGGAUUAGGUUGUGAAGAGAGAGAUUUUGACCUAAAAUUGCAAAUGACAGUCAGAGGCUUUAAUGUAAUUAACAAAUACAUGUGUAAUGGUUUUUGCAGAAUUAUUCACAAACAACCCAUCCUAAUAGUGAUUUUGUAAUGUAAUAUUGAGAAUUUUCAUAAAUUCCCAAAAAUAUAUGCACAUCUUCAAUUUCUGCUGAUAGAUUAUUAGAUAUAGGUAGAUUUAUUACAAGUAAUAGGCUUCAAUUCAUUACUUUUUACCCAGAUUUUGUUCAUAAUGUCAUUUUUAAAUAGUUUGUUGUGAUAUAAAGACCCCUUGAUGAUAAAGACUAUGAAAUGGGCAAGAUUACUGAGUGCUGUAUUAUUAUCUGUGCUAUUUUAAGGUUUAUUAUGUGAUAUAUGUGUUAUUAAACAACAUACAUAACAAAAUCCUAUCCCACUCAGCUGUUCUUAAUUAUGCUCUAGAUUGGUAGUAUAUUGACUUGCAUGUAAUCUUUAGAUUCCUGGUGUUCUCCAAGAAUGUUCCUCAGAAUCUAUGUAUGUUGUGCAGGAUGGAGGGCUUGGGCUUGUCAAGGAAAAGUCUAGAUGACAACACAUUAAAGAUUUGUUGACAGUUGGAAGAAUUCUCAUCAUAGCACACUGCAUCGGGUACGCCUGUCUUUAUUAAGCGUUGAGUGGGAUAAGGUUUAGUAUAUUGUUGUUGUAAUUGUGUAUAUAUGAAAUGAUGUAUUUAAUUUUAUAAGUAUAUUGUAUUAUAUUUUUGUUGCUGGUGUGAACCGAAUGAGAUGUAUGAGGAUGGAUGAAAUGAAUUGAGCGGUAUAAUUAAUUAGUUUUCUGUGGACACCAUGGUAUCGAAAAUUUGCACUCAUUUGUUGAACAAAGUAGACCAAUCAAGAUUAGGCUUUUGUGUAUUGUUUAUAAAUGUUAUCCAACAGUUGGGAAUGGAUUUUAAAUUUAUAAACAUACCUACUCACAAAUUAAUUUAAAUACCAAACCAGAUAGCAAUCCAAUGUGAAUUUUACGUGAAUUUAGGUGACAUGGGGUUGAAAAGUUCUACUUUUCUGCACACGACUAGGCUGAAGAAGACGGAACGUAAGUUUAGGUUAACUUACGACAAUGGUAAAAUUUUGCUGUUAGAUUAACAUCUGAAUGGUUAUGGUUACUGUUUAGUCAAUAAUAUGACGCAACUCUGAUGUUAAUUUCAUGAGCAGUAGCUAACAAAUUUUGGGGGCAUUAAUUAACCAAACCCAACUCUAUUGCCCACAACAAAAGUUCACUUGUAAUUUCAGAUAAUUUGAAAAUAAAUAAUUAUUUAUUAACAAAAAAUAAAGUAUUUACCAUGUUCAGACGUCAGUUUUGAUGUAAAUGGUUGGGAAGUUCAAAUAAUCAGGACAACUAUUUAAAGAAUGUAAAACAAAUUAUCUAUACUGACCAUCAGCUAUUGUUUGUUGAUUUCACUAUAUAAAUAGCAGCAGAACUUUACUAAGAAAUCAAAUACAGUUUUAUUAUACACAGAAGCCUUUAACCCAUGUGUUCAGAAAAUUUACGUGUAGAUGGGAUUGUUUGGAGUUAAAAACUUGGUUCUACAACAAUGUGGCAUCCUCUCAAAAAGGGCAAGAUUUAUGCUUGAGUAAUUUAUUUAGGUUGUGGAUGUGAGAAAAUAUUGAAUGUAUACAAAAAGUUUUUUAUAUCAAGGAUAAAGUUACCUAAGCAGUUGACGAAGUGUGUAAAAUAAAGAAGUGAAGGUAAAAAAUUAUUGGGUAGAUAGACGUUUCGACUACAGAGGUUUUAUAAACAGCUGCUACUAAUAGGGUGUUAACUGGUUAAGGUUAAGAGUCCUCGGUGGCUGAAUCGUCUGACAUUCAAAAUAUUGAGGCAUGUACAUUUACCACAGUUAUUUUAUUUGCCUUCUGUAUCAUGUGACUCCAUAUGCUUAUUUAUAAAUAAAAACUACGUAAAAACAA